AUGGUGCUAAGUCAAUUAGCAUCUGGAAGUGUAAACAUUUUGUACAAGAUUGCUGUUGCUGAUGGAAUGAAUGUCCAAAUUAUGGUCUUCUACAGAUUGGUUUUUGCCACUGCUUUCAUGGCUCCUCUUGCUUUCAUUAUUGAAAGAAGAAGUAGACCAAGAUUAAGCUGGACAAUAAUCUUCCAAGGGUUCGUGAAUGGAUUGAUGGGAGCAGCACUUGGAAGCAAUUUUAAUGCGGAGAGUUUGAUUUACACGACGACAACAUUUUCAUCAGCCAUGUCUAACCUUACUCCUGCAGUGACAUUAAUUAUGGCUGUAAUUUUGAGGAUGGAAAGCUUGGACAUCCAUAGAUUAGCGGGAAAAGCCAAGUUGCUAGGAACUAUAUUGGGCAUUAUGGGAGCACUAAUUCUGAACCUUUACAAAGGAAUGAAGAUUCCAUUUUGGUCUGCCAAUAUACAUCUUCUUCAUAAUGCUAAUGUCACUGCAACAUCAGCACAACCAACAACCUACAACAAUGUUUGGGGUUCAACACUUGCAUUUUUAAGUUGUGCUUCUUAUGCUUCUUGGUUGAUCUUUCAGGGUAAGAUGAGGCAGAGGUACCCCAUGUACUCAAGUACUGCAUUGAUGUGUUUUUGUGGGGCAAUAGAAGCAGGCAUCUAUGCUUUUUUAAAAGAAAGGGAUUCAUCUGCCUGGAAACUUGGCUGGAAUAUCAGACUUUUCACUACUGCUUAUUCGGAUUAG
This is a messenger RNA of Nicotiana tabacum (common tobacco), 741 nucleotides long. The record is from RefSeq and is a predicted model, not a curated record. Lineage: Eukaryota; Viridiplantae; Streptophyta; Magnoliopsida; Solanales; Solanaceae.